Photinus pyralis (common eastern firefly) is the source of this 938-nucleotide messenger RNA. RefSeq names its product ubiquitin carboxyl-terminal hydrolase isozyme L3-like. Gene Ontology annotation, cellular component: cytoplasm. The record is from RefSeq and is a predicted model, not a curated record. Bases 152 to 838 code for a protein of 228 amino acids. Gene Ontology annotation, molecular function: cysteine-type deubiquitinase activity. Lineage: Eukaryota; Metazoa; Arthropoda; Insecta; Coleoptera; Lampyridae. Gene Ontology annotation, biological process: ubiquitin-dependent protein catabolic process; protein deubiquitination. The transcript is spliced from 7 exons.
UAUCAUUUGUUUAAAUAAAAAUUAUAAAAAAUCAAUAACUAUCACCGGCUGCAAUCGUUCAUUCUACAUUGAGAUUUUUCCGUUUAUCGCUGCAUAUUGCGGAUAUUUUUUGCAAUUUUCGAAAGUCUGCGCUCACCGAUUACCCAUCAACAUGUCGCUGCUUCCAUUGGAGUCAAACCCUGACGUCUUAAACAAGUUUUUGCAAAAGUUGGGUGUGCCCGAAAAAUGGAGCCUGGUCGACGUUUUCGGUUUAGACGCCGAUUCGUUAGCGUGGGUUCCCAAGCCGGUUCUGUCUGUGAUUCUCCUAUUUCCUAUAAGCGAAACGUAUCAAACUUUCGCCGAGACGCAAGCGAACGAAAUUAAGGAAGCCGGCCAGACGGUCACGCCCGAUUUGUACUAUGUCAAGCAGAUGGUUUCCAACGCGUGCGGCACCGUGGCGCUGAUUCACAGUAUCGCGAAUAAUAUGCAACAGAUUGAGAUCGCCGAGGGACCGUUUAAGAAGCUGCUCGACGAAAGCAAGAACAUGACCCCGGCGGAAAGAGGGGAACUGCUUCAGAAAUCUGCCGCUGCUAUUAUGGACGCGCAUCGCGAAUUGGAGAGCGAAGGACAGACGACCGCAAAUCCAAACGAUGAAGUUAACUUUCAUUUCGUCGCGUUCGUUCAAAAAGACGGUCACUUGUACGAGUUGGAUGGGCGCAAGGAGUUCGCCAUCAAUCAUGGCGGUUCCACUCCGGAAACCCUACUCGAGGACGCCGCCAAAGUCUGUCGCGGUUACAUGGAACGCGAGGCCGACAACCACAAUUUCACGAUAAUGGCGCUAACAGCUUCCCAAAAUUAAAUUACUUUUCCAUCAUCGCCCCGGGCACAAAUCACAUGUUUAGUUUUGGAGUACCGACACUUUUUCGUAUUUUCAGGCUUUUCACCAUCGACAGGCUUUC